CAGGAGCUGCCUGAGCCAGGAGUUUCUCUGCAUGGAGGAAUAAGAAGGAAAAAUCCUUUUGGAGACUGUGGCAAAGAUGCUGAAAAUCCUGUAGAGAAUCUGAAAGGGCAGGUGAAAAAAGGAACAUGGUACACAACAUUGCAAUUCUGGCUCUCAUCACCCUGCAUUGGCUCAUCAUAUAUAAAUGUAGUACUGGCAAUAUUGCCAUUGCAGAGGCUUCAAUAAUCCCAGUUGGAGAUCCAAACAGAGCAGUGGGGAAAAUAUCAUCCCAAUCGAGCACGUACGAAGAAAAGGGGGCAGCAAGGAAAGCCAUCGAUGGGUCCCUGGCAAGUAGUUAUGUGAAAGGAGACUGCACUCUGACGAAGAAGGAGUUUGAGCCCUGGUGGAUGGUGGACUUAGUUUCAGCAUUUCAGGUAUCUGCUGUGGUGAUCACCAACAGAGGAGACUGUUGUGAAUCACGGAUCAAAGGAGCUGAGAUUUUGAUCGGAGAUUUGCCACUUAAGGGAGGCACGAUGAAUCCCAGGUGUGCUACAAUCACCAGCAUGGGGCCUGGGGAGACCGUGUCCUUCAACUGUGCAGGGAUGCAAGGGCAGUAUGUGACCAUUACAAUCCCUGGGAGAAACGAGUUCCUCUCUCUCUGUGAAGUGCAAGUACUCGCACACCCAUGGCUUCACAUAGUUCAUGACAGAGGGCAGAAUCCUGUGAGGGACAGUGAAACUGAUGUAGGUUUGCAGGGAAGAGUCCUGAGUUUUCUGAAUGAAUCGAAGAACAGCUUUGUUGUCAUAUCCCCAAUGCAAGCUUUGAAUCUGAUGGAAUUCACACUGUGCAUGAGGGUUGCAGCAGAGGAUUUGGGUGAACGUAAAGUCAUUCUCUUCUCCUACUACUCUCAGAGUGAUCAUCUGAGGAUCGUGCGUGAAGCAAAGGGCUGUUUUGGUUUCCACAUGGGGGGUCGGAGUGUGAUGUUUGCUCUCCCUGAUCUCAGCACGUUGGGGAGUCACAUCUGUGUGACGUGGGCAUCUGAGCUUGGCCUCACAGCCUUUUGGAUGGAUGGGAAAAGGAGUAUCUGGAAGGUCCAUUGCAUGGGCCAUAUUCUUCAAUCGGGGGGCACCACGAUGCUUGGACAGGAUCAAGGUGCAAAAAGAAUAUCUGAACAGCAGGAGCAACGUUUUCUGGGAGAAAUAACAGAUCUGCACAUGUGGGAUUAUGUGCUGAAAUCUCAUGAUAUACAGGAAGUGUUCCAGGCCCGUCAGUUUCCCAGAGGAAACAUCUUCGACUGGAAAAUUUUAUCAUACAAAAUUACAGGGAAUGUGAUGGUAUUAUCUAAGGACUAAUAACCCAUGAGGUUAUGGCCAUCAGUGUGCACGGGAGUGCUUAUUAUCUUGCUGUGAUGCAAAACAAGCAAGCAAACUAUUAGCCUACAGUCUAAGAUGCCUUGCACUUCAUCUGUAAUUACUCAUAUUGCAGAACCAUUAACAGCAAUAUGAAUACUUUUAUAUUGAAAAUCCUCUAAUCAUCAAUUUAAAAAAAUAAAUAAAA
Molecule: messenger RNA, 1536 nt
Organism: Varanus komodoensis (Komodo dragon)
Lineage: Eukaryota; Metazoa; Chordata; Lepidosauria; Squamata; Varanidae
Product: pentraxin fusion protein-like
Exons: 6
Coding region: 126-1331 (401 amino acids)
Source: RefSeq, a predicted model, not a curated record